Molecule: messenger RNA, 1006 nt
Organism: Arabidopsis thaliana (thale cress)
Lineage: Eukaryota; Viridiplantae; Streptophyta; Magnoliopsida; Brassicales; Brassicaceae
Gene: MYB19
Product: myb domain protein 19
Exons: 3
Coding region: 135-941 (268 amino acids)
Biological process (GO): positive regulation of DNA-templated transcription; regulation of DNA-templated transcription; DNA-templated transcription
Cellular component (GO): nucleus
Molecular function (GO): DNA binding
Source: RefSeq, marked reviewed
GCAUAAUUAUCUAUAUAUGCUCAUAAUACUUCUCUCUGUCUGUCUUUGUCCCUCUCUCUAUCUCUCUAAUUCAUCAUUUACACAAGUUUCUCUUAAUUAAGACGACUUGAGAGAGAAAGAAAGAUACGUGGAAGAUGACCAAAUCUGGAGAGAGACCAAAACAGAGACAGAGGAAAGGGUUAUGGUCACCUGAAGAAGACCAGAAGCUCAAGAGUUUCAUCCUCUCUCGUGGCCAUGCUUGCUGGACCACUGUUCCCAUCCUAGCUGGAUUGCAAAGGAAUGGGAAAAGCUGCAGAUUAAGGUGGAUUAAUUACCUAAGACCAGGACUAAAGAGGGGGUCGUUUAGUGAAGAAGAAGAAGAGACCAUCUUGACUUUACAUUCUUCCUUGGGUAACAAGUGGUCUCGGAUUGCAAAAUAUUUACCGGGAAGAACAGACAACGAGAUUAAGAACUAUUGGCAUUCCUAUCUGAAGAAGAGAUGGCUCAAAUCUCAACCACAACUCAAAAGCCAAAUAUCAGACCUCACAGAAUCUCCUUCUUCACUACUUUCUUGCGGGAAAAGAAAUCUGGAAACCGAAACCCUAGAUCACGUGAUCUCCUUCCAGAAAUUUUCAGAGAAUCCAACUUCAUCACCAUCCAAAGAAAGCAACAACAACAUGAUCAUGAACAACAGUAAUAACUUGCCUAAACUGUUCUUCUCUGAGUGGAUCAGUUCUUCAAAUCCACACAUCGAUUACUCCUCUGCUUUUACAGAUUCCAAGCACAUUAAUGAAACUCAAGAUCAAAUCAAUGAAGAGGAAGUGAUGAUGAUCAAUAACAACAACUACUCUUCACUUGAGGAUGUCAUGCUCCGUACAGAUUUUUUGCAGCCUGAUCAUGAAUAUGCAAAUUAUUAUUCUUCUGGAGAUUUCUUCAUCAACAGUGACCAAAAUUAUGUCUAAGAAGAGUGAAUAUGAUCGUAAGAGGAACAUAAGCUAGUUACUUGUGUUACAAGUUACAAAAAAAA